AGUUUCCGAAAGGGGGAUAAAAAAAAGUGGUGGCGAUUGUGGCUAGGCUAGCUAAUCAUGUUUCCAGAGGCAACUAUGCUCACACACGGGUUUACCCAAUAUAUGUAGACACAAACAAGUCGUAUCAUGCAUUUUCCAGUGAACAUGACUUGAGAGGCACCCGACGAACCAUUCCACCCCCUUAAUUCUGAAGAUGGAGAACCAUAUUCACUGUGUCUCCUGUGUUAACCAGAGAUGCAUGGCACAGUCUGAACCAGGAGUUUCUUGUGAGAUUAUCACAUGUCCUGUGAUGUGUGGGGCUAUGUUUCAUUCCUGCAAAGGUGAUGAGCACCAACUUUUGUGCCCACUUAUGAAGGUUCCAUGUCUUAAUAGCAACUAUGGCUGCCCAGCUAUUAUGAUCCGUAACAAAAUCCCUGCUCACAUGGAUGUUUGUCCGGCUGGGGUUGUCUCUUGCCCAGAGAGAUGGAACUUGCACCCAACAGAAAUCUUGGAUUUGAAACCUGGUAGGAAAUUAGGAAGUAUCUUGGAUGAGAUAAGGAACCAUAAAGACCUUGCGCUUGCUCUGGAGGACCGUCAGGCACUCCUUGAGACCAUAGAGGAGAUGGGGAUGGAAAACUUAAAUAACAAAGAUUCUGUUAUUGAAGAAGCGAUACUGUUAGCUUUAGCAUUGUCUGCUUCUGAAGCAUCAACUGUGUCUUCCUCACUUCAAUUGCAGUCUGCUCCAAAAGGAUCCGCAACAGAGGAAGUUGUUAGUGGAAUCAAAGAUUUUAAUAAAAGAGAUAUAAAGGAGAACUGUUCUAGUCUGAGGUGUUUGGAUGAAAGUGGUGCUCCUGAAAAUAUUGGUGUAAUAAGUAAAAAUGUAACCAAUGGAUCAUUCAUGGAAACAGAAGCCAAUAAUAUUUCAAAAGAACCUGUGACCCUUCUAUCACACACUUAUCCCCCCAUAUGCGGUCAGUCAUUUCGCCGUGACCAAUAUCCUUCCCAUUAUCUAAAUAUCCAUUGUGACUUUCACCCCAACUUUCGUGACCGCAUAGAGUCCCACUGUCCUCUGGCAUUGUAUGGUUGUAGGUUUUCCCAGCAGAGGUUGUGGCCAUCCACCCACAGGGCCAGGGUGAUUUACCAUAAACACCUUAAGUCGUUUAUAAUCCUGCCUUCUAUCAGUGCGGAACCUGCAAAGGACUCCCAGUCAGACCGGUUUAGUGGGCUCCCCAUUGAGAUACUGUGGCACAUAGCUAGAUUCCUGGACAGUUUUAGCCUCUGCCAGCUGUCCUUGGUGUCGAGGACUAUGAGGCAAGUGUGUGCCAGUCUCCUCCCUUCGAGGGGGAUAGUAGAGCUGCAGUGGGAGCGAGGACAUUUUCCUGGUCAUCCUCACACUGUGAGAUGGCGUGUCAAAAGUAAAGUGUGGAAAUUCAGCCCUGCCUUCAGUCCUGUGUACUCGUGGCAUUUUGUUGAUGUUCCCAGCAUGUCGGAUCACAUGAAGAAGUGUCCUUAUUUCAACAGAGCUGAGCUGAAGACUGAGCCAGUACCCCUUACCGCAAUGCGCACUGAACAAGACAGACUCACAAUCCUGCAUUGUUAUCAAACCUUGCGUAGCCUCAUUGCUUGAUCAAGCAAAGCUGAUUUUUCUGAGAUUCACUGUGGAAUUAUGGGAAUGUUGCUAAUAAAAAUGUCCUUUCUUGCACUAAAUCAAAAUGGAACUUUUAUUAUUCAGAAAAAAAUGAUGUACUAGUCAAGUUUGUAAUUUUGAGUCAGAAGAGAGGAGUAGACAUUUUGGAUUUGUGCUACAAAUAAAAGUUUUGCAUAAAUGGCAGCCUGGGGAAGCUCUUCCAACCCCACAUUAAUUUCUCAUGGAUUUUUCAUGUAAUGGCCAUGGCCUUGAUAUGUAAUUACACUUUUUAAGUGCCCAUAUUUUUGAAAAGAGUCUGGGUUUAAAGAUAAUCACUUAAUCUAUUAAUUGGCCCUAAUUCAGUGGACUUGUAGUGGCAGUUUCUUCAAGUCAUUGUGGCUUUAAAAAUACAUGCUACAGAGUUUCAGGUCUCAUCUAUUAUUUCUGAGUUUCUCUGUAGUCUGCUUUUUCUGGUGUUCUUCAGCAAUCCAUUUUGGGUGCGGUUUUUAUCUACAUCCCACCAUUAUGGCAUCAAUUUCAGAAUAUAUAACAAUUUUGAUUUAUAAGCUGAUGGUACUCAGACUGAUGUUCAACUGAAGUUCUUCCAUUCCUUUUCAUGAAGCCCACUGUUUGACUAAAUUAUUAUUUACAGUAUGAAUGGACUUUUGUCAACUCGUACAUUGAAAAAAAUUGGAAUAGCAUUUGAUUCAAAUUUGUUUAAUAGUACAACACUUUUUUUUUUUAUCUUGACCUUAAAGAUGUGACCCAUGCUUUUACUUUUACAUAUCAACUGGUUUGUCACUCUGCAUGUUGUGUGGCCUGCCUUUCACAAAUGUAAUUAAUCAUAUUCUGAUACAAAUCAUGAACAUUAUUGGUUUUAUCUCUCUUUCUCUCCUCCCUUUCUCUCUCUCUCUUUCUCUCUCUCUCUCUCUCUCUCUUCUGUGGCUUACUGUUUAUUUAACUUAGAACAUUUCCCCUUUGAUUUUCUAUUAAUCUGAUCUAUAACACUAGACUAAAGCAAUUCACCUGUAUAAACUACAAUAUUGUAGUAUUGAAAUGUGUUUUCCUUUUUCUCCCACUCUAUUACUUUGCAACGGCAUAAACUUCACAUUUUGUUAAAUAAAGUUUUGAAGAGGGGUGAAAAAAAA
Gambusia affinis (western mosquitofish) is the source of this 2754-nucleotide messenger RNA. Its product is annotated as F-box only protein 30-like. Gene Ontology annotation, molecular function: ubiquitin protein ligase activity; zinc ion binding; protein binding. The record is from RefSeq and is a predicted model, not a curated record. Bases 194 to 1606 code for a protein of 470 amino acids. The transcript has 3 exons. Lineage: Eukaryota; Metazoa; Chordata; Actinopteri; Cyprinodontiformes; Poeciliidae.